CACAGCUUGAGGGGGGCGGGAUAUGAGGUGCAAGUUCACUUGCUUCCUCAUUGCAGUUAAAUCUCUUGACAAAACAGCGAAAUGUUGAAAGCUGAAAUUACCAAACUGACAGUAAGUGAUGUGAGGUUUCCCACGUCUUUGGAGCAGCAUGGAUCCGACGCCAUGCACACCGACCCGGACUACUCUGUAGCUUACGUUGUGCUCGACACAGACACUAGUCUGAAGGGAUAUGGUUUGACCUUCACGGUGGGAAGAGGCACUGAAAUCGUUGCGUGUGCAGUAGAGGCCUUGUCAUCUUUGGUGAUUGGAAAAACACUGGAGGAGAUAGUGAUUGACUUCAGAGGAUUCUACAGACUCCUGACAAAUGAUGGGCAAAUGAGAUGGAUUGGUCCAGAGAAGGGGGUCAUCCAGCUGGCAACGGCCGCCAUCCUCAAUGCUAUCUGGGAUAUGUGGGCGCGUGCGGAGGGCAAGCCUCUCUGGAAGCUCCUUGUGGACAUGGACCCAAGGCAGCUCAUCCGCUGUAUAGAUUUCACUUACAUCACUGAUGCGCUCACUGAACAGGAAGCAUUAGAUAUCCUGGAAAAAGCCAACAAGGGAAAGCAGGAGAGAGAGGACCAGAUGCGGAAGGAAGGAUAUCCAGCCUACACUACAUCCUGUGCCUGGCUAGGAUAUUCAGAUGAACAGCUCACACAGCUGUGUUCUGCUGCUCUAGAUGAAGGAUGGACCAGGUUUAAAGUGAAGGUAGGGGCGGACUUGCAGGAUGACAUUCGCAGAUGCAGGCUCAUUCGAAACAUGAUCGGCCCAGAAAACACGCUGAUGAUUGACGCCAACCAACGAUGGGAUGUCAGUGAGGCCAUUUCUUGGGUAAGCACACUAGCAGAGUUCCGUCCACUGUGGAUUGAAGAACCCACCUCUCCUGAUGACAUCCUUGGACAUGCUGCCAUCUCAAAGGCUCUUGCACCUUUGGGUAUUGGAGUUGCCACAGGAGAACAGUGCCAUAACAGGGUGAUGUUUAAGCAGUUUCUGCAAGCCUCUGCUCUGCAGUUUGUUCAGAUUGACAGCUGUAGGGUGGGCAGCGUCAACGAAAACCUUGCCAUCAUAUUAAUGGCUGCUAAGUUUAAAGUUCCGGUAUGUCCUCAUGCUGGCGGAGUGGGACUUUGCGAGCUUGUUCAGCAUCUCAUUCUGUUUGACUAUAUCUCAGUGUCAGCCAGCUUGGACAACAGGAUGUGCGAAUAUGUGGACCAUCUUCAUGAGCAUUUCAAAAGUCCUACCGUAAUCAGAAAUGCACACUACAUUCCUCCUAAGGAUCCUGGAUUCUCAUGCGAGAUGUUGGAGUCAUCAGUGCAGAAACAUCAGUUUCCUCGUGGAGAGGUGUGGAGACGCAUUUUGGGGCAGAAACACUCACCAAUAAUCUGAGUAACUGCUGAUUAACAUAACACCAAAUACCAAACUGCAAAUCUUUCAUUUUACCAAAUCUUUUAUCUCAGUAAGCAAAGAAAUGACUGUUUUCAAAGUACUAAAUACUGUACAAGUUAAUAGUUUUUGAUAGAAAUGAAAUUUUGUUUGAUACUUUCUAUCUGUUAAUUAUAUAAUUAAAGCAGCAAUAAGGGACAUUGCAAUUAUAACUUGUGAAGGAUUUGCACUUUAACAUGUGCCACUUAUUUCUACUUAUGAAUUUGUCACAAAUUAAACUGAACUCUAAUCCUGUU
Molecule: messenger RNA, 1709 nt
Organism: Pangasianodon hypophthalmus (striped catfish)
Lineage: Eukaryota; Metazoa; Chordata; Actinopteri; Siluriformes; Pangasiidae
Gene: enosf1
Product: enolase superfamily member 1
Exons: 15
Coding region: 82-1416 (444 amino acids)
Biological process (GO): carbohydrate catabolic process; amino acid catabolic process
Molecular function (GO): L-fuconate dehydratase activity; magnesium ion binding
Source: RefSeq, a predicted model, not a curated record